Molecule: messenger RNA, 1353 nt
Organism: Jaculus jaculus (lesser Egyptian jerboa)
Lineage: Eukaryota; Metazoa; Chordata; Mammalia; Rodentia; Dipodidae
Gene: C1qtnf5
Product: C1q and TNF related 5
Exons: 3
Coding region: 269-1003 (244 amino acids)
Molecular function (GO): protein binding
Source: RefSeq, a predicted model, not a curated record
ACUGGUUUCCUCUUGGAGUCUGGGAGGCGCAGAGCGGAGCGGGCAGGGAGCUGACCCUGAGCGGCGAAGCCAGUGGCGAGGGCAGGGGGGCACCUGGCUUGGGAGAAGUGCUUGGAAUAAGGGCUGGGCCGGCUGGAGGGUCCGGACUAGCGAGUGAUCGAUCCCAAGAAAGCCACCAAGAGAGAGAGCGUCUGGGGGCGCUGGGGAGCCGGGUGGGGCCCACAGACUACAAGACGACCCUGGAGUUCGGGUUCCCAGUGCCAGCAUCAUGAGACGGCUCGUCGCCCUGCUGCUCCUGGGCCUGGCGACUGGCUCGCCCCCCCCACUGGACGACAACAAGAUCCCCAGCAUGUGUCCAGGGCAACCUGGCCUUCCUGGGACACCAGGCCACCAUGGCAGCCAGGGUCUGCCAGGUCGUGACGGCCGCGAUGGCCGAGACGGCCCACCCGGAUCUCCAGGCGAGCGAGGCGAGGCCGGGAAGCCUGGACUGCCGGGGCCGCGUGGGGAGCCCGGGCCGCGGGGAGAGGCGGGCCCCGUGGGAGCUGCGGGGCCUGCGGGCGAGUGCUCCGUGCCCCCGCGCUCCGCCUUCAGUGCCAAGCGUUCCGAGAGCCGGGUGCCUCCGCUCGCCGACGCGCCCCUACCCUUUGAUCGAGUGCUGUUGAACGAGCAGGGACAUUACGAUGCCACCACUGGCAAGUUCACCUGCCAGGUGCCUGGCGUCUACUACUUCGCUGUGCAUGCCACGGUCUACCGGGCCAGUUUGCAGUUCGAUCUGGUCAAAAACGGAGAGUCCAUCGCCUCUUUCUUCCAAUUUUUCGGGGGGUGGCCCAAGCCAGCCUCACUCUCGGGGGGCGCCAUGGUAAGGCUGGAACCAGAGGACCAGGUGUGGGUGCAGCUGGGCGUGGGGGAUUACAUUGGCAUCUAUGCCAGUGUCAAGACAGACAGCACCUUCUCUGGAUUUCUGGUCUAUUCCGACUGGCACAGCUCCCCAGUCUUCGCUUAGUGCCCACUGGACUACCGAGAGCGGGCUUUUGCUCCUAGAGGUGGAUGUAACACUGAUACCACACACCCGGAGGGCUGGUCCCCCCUGAUAAUUGUGAAUGAGAAACAGGGAAUGGACUGUUUGAGGUCAGGGCGGGCAGCAUGGGGGCAGCGGCUGGAUUUCUACCCAAGACUAAAUAAGGCACUGUGCUGCUCUGACAAGCGUGGGUCUCCAGGGAGCCUUGGCCAGGGAUUCGCCAAGGUGAAAUGGAUGUUUCCUUCCUAGUCCUCUGCCCCUCAGGGUCCUCAACUCCAUCUUUCCUGCUCCCAGGGCAGACCCUUUUCUCGAGGUCACUCAAUAAACUUCAAAAA